Ylistrum balloti is the source of this 2918-nucleotide messenger RNA. Its product is annotated as golgin subfamily A member 5-like. Gene Ontology annotation, cellular component: Golgi cisterna; Golgi membrane. Lineage: Eukaryota; Metazoa; Mollusca; Bivalvia; Pectinida; Pectinidae. The record is from RefSeq and is a predicted model, not a curated record. Bases 14 to 2314 code for a protein of 766 amino acids. The transcript has 14 exons. Gene Ontology annotation, biological process: retrograde transport, vesicle recycling within Golgi; Golgi organization.
AGUAGUAUGCAAGAUGUCAUGGUUGUCAGGAUUGACCGGAAAUGUUGAGGAAUUUCUCAACAAGAUUGACCAGUCAGCAGCUGGAGCCUUACGCAAUGAAAGUGAGACUAGUUACGCAUCAGGAAAUGUUACUGGUAGUAAACGGAGUGACCACACUGCUGAUGCUGCUUCCUCUAGGCAAUAUCUCCAAAACCCAUUACCCAUAGGUCCAGCUAAAUCAACCAGUCAAGGAACAGACAAAUCCUCACCAUUUGUAACUAAACCAGUUCGCCAAACACUUACAGGAUUAUCUAAAACACCAAGUACUCCGCUGCAGACAAACAUCAAACAGGGUAGUUCUCCAAGUCCAAUACAGAAACCUUCAGCAGGUGUUACAUCCUCUGUAUCAAGUCCACAGCAAUCAACAACAGUAGUGACACCUGGGGGCAAGAAAAAAAUUGACUCUGAUGAAGCUUUGUUUGACUUUCUUAAUAGCAGUGAUCCUGUAGAUUCCACAAGAAAGAAAAGUACAACUCCUCUCAGUAGUGCUCGACAUUCCCGGCAGUCAAGCACAUCUUCUACCAUAUCGAGUAAGGGUACGAAAAGUACAGAUGCCCCACCCUCCACCAGUGGAUCAUCUAUAGUGCACAUAGACUCAGUUGGUCCAGCAAGUGAACGAGAAAGUCCAAACUCUGAGCCUGAUGGGUUGGCUGAUAUGGCAGCACUUGCUGAUGCUAUGCUGGAACAAAGUCCUAGCAACAGUGUCCAUAGCAACCAGGGCUCAGAAACAGCUGGAGAAGCCCAUCAAAAAAUGUCAUCACUAGAGCUAGAGAACAAGCUCCUCAAAAAUGAAGUUGCCUCUCUGAACCAGGAGAUGUCCUCAAUCCUACAGAGAUCGAAGGAUUCUGUUUCUGAAUUAAAUGCAACCAAACAGAAGCUGGAUUCUUAUCAUCGGUCAGCAUCCAUGCAUGAUCAGCUGGUACGUGAGCUGCAGUCACGAGAAUCAGAUCUGACAGAGGCUUUGGGGGCCAAAGAUUCCCAACUUGCUAUUCUUAGAGUGAGACUAGAAGAAGCAGACAAAGAGCUGACAAGGAAAGCUGCAUCAAUACAGGAUCUCCAAUCACAUAGGGACAGAAUACUUCAGGACCACACAGACUCCAGUGGUAUGCACAGUCAGGCCCUUGACACUCUGAAACAUAAAUUAGUGGAGGUGGAGACAGCACUCCAUAGGGAACAGGAAGCUUAUAAACAAGCUCAGACAGAGGCUUCAGACAGACAGAGCAGACUGGAAGAGGAACAGAGAAGUUUAGCUGAGGCCCUCACUUCCUCAGAACGGAGAUUAAAUGAGGAAAAAGCAAAAGUUUCUGAAAUAUCUGUCCAUAUGAAAUCACUGAAGAGUAAUGCUGACUCGGCCAAACAGGAACUGUCAGAGUACAAGGAGAAAGCCACAAGGAUACUACAGUCCAAGGAGAGACUGAUUGCCAGUCUGAGAGAGGGGUCAGGGGCAGCAGGGGAGAUGGCUGGAGUGUCUAGUCUUGAGUAUGACUCUGUCAAACAGGAGCGGGACAUGUUUAGAGAUGAACUUCAGCAGUCCAGGAUGACAGUGGAUAGUCUGAGAGUGGAACUGCAGGAUCUGGAAGGGCAAUUACAGCAGGACAGUGAUGAAGCAAAUGAACAGAUACGAGCUCUAGAGGACAACGUUAUAAGCGAGAAACGUCGGCGAGAGGAAGCUGAGACUGAACUCCUCAAACAAAAACAGGAGAUGCAAUAUUCAAUAGAGGAAAUUCACAAACAGAAAGGAACAUUCCAGAACUGUGUCAGAGACAGAGAAAUGGAAAUUGAAAGACUCAGAAAUCAGCUCACUACAAAAUCCAUGAGCUCUACGUCAGAGAGUGAACUAGAAUCUCGUGUGAGGUCACUAACCGAAAGCCUCAUACACAAGCAGACCAUGUUGGAGGCUUUGAGUACAGAGAAAAACUCACUCACUCUUCAGCUUGAGAGGCUCGAGAUGCAGUAUAAAGAUGUCCAAGCCUCAUCACUGAGGACCAACACUGCUGUGGUCCAUGUCAAUGAUGAUGAUGAAGUGAGACAGAGACUACCGGCAUUCAUGCGUGAAACAGCAACUGAUACAGAAGUGACCAAAAAAAUGAAACGUGCUGCCAACUCAAUCGACAAAUUAGGUAUACGCCUUGGAGUUUUCCUCAGAAGAUACCCCAUUGCCAGAGUAUUUGUGAUAUUGUACAUGGCAAUGUUGCAUCUUUGGGUGAUGAUUGUGUUGCUGACAUACCAGCCAGAGAUGCAUGGAGAUGGCCAUGGACAACCAUUGCCUCCAUAGUGCUUGCUCAAUAUAAAAUGAGUGCUGGCACUCGAUGUCUGUCAUCUUUAAAAACUGCAUGGUGUGUGGUUACCACAAGGGGAACAACUCUUUCAGUUCACAGGAUCAUGAUGGCCGUUACAAGCAUUUCACUUUGAAGAUUUGGUUGAAUUUUAUUUGCAUCCGACUUGUAAAAUAACAUCCAAAUACAAAUCUUUUAAUAGAUUGUCAUGAAGUAUCCAAAAAUGAGAGUAAGGUAUGAUCUUGAAACUGGAAAACUCAUCCAGAAAAAAUUCUUUGUAUCAUAUAGAUCAAUUACACCAUAUAAACACUUUUUAGAGUGUUCAGAUAUAAAUAGUUAGAAUGAGAGCCGUUAAGCUUAAACAAUGUCAAUUUGGCAAAACAAGAUUAUAAUUCUUCUGUUAAUGAUACUUCUACUGAUGAUAAUUUGUUAAGAAUCUUGUGUGGUAGAUGCCUCAUUCAUUGUUGUAUCUUAAUUCAUUUUGCUUAUUUACAAAGGACUUCCUUGUCACAUUGUAACUUCUAAUUUGAAUUAAAUUUUUUGAAAACCUUUUUCAAAGAAAUGUUUUUAAAUUGUAAGCACUUUAAUGUGAAUAUCUUUUAA